Molecule: messenger RNA, 4796 nt
Organism: Meleagris gallopavo (turkey)
Lineage: Eukaryota; Metazoa; Chordata; Aves; Galliformes; Phasianidae
Source: RefSeq, a predicted model, not a curated record
AUGGAGUGGGAAGCUGCGGAGCAGUUGCUGCUUAGUAUUCUCUCAAAGAGAGGGGAGCAGCCAUCUCCAACAGGCUUGACAGAGCUCAUAAGAUGGGCUCGGAAAAAUGGACACCUAUCGGAGGUGGCACUAAUAUUUAGUGUAGCAGAAUGGCGGGACAUUGGUGAUCAUAUGUGGGAAGCAAUGAUCACUGAUAAGAAGGAGGAGAAGGUGGUGAAGCCCCUAGGUGUACUAUGGCGAACAAUUAUAAAUACGCUAAAAACUAUGCAAGCUGAGUGCCAAGUAGCUGCAGCCGCUGUGCAGGCGUUGUCCGGAGCUAGUGCUCCACCACCGGAAUUUAAUAUGCCACCUCCUGGGGUAUUUUAUCCUGUGUGCAUCUCGGAGCAGGUACGAGCUUCUGUGGCAGAUCGCACAAAUGUUUCAGUGUCUCAACUGAACCAGAGCCCAAGCGAUGACAAUAAUGAGGGCAAAAGUGCUUCGGGCAAUGAGGAGUCACCAGAGGAGAGUAAAUUGGACUCUGACAUCCAGGCAUUAACAGAGAAGUUGCAGAGCUUAGAAGUUCAGAGAAAGAAAUCCCUGAGUGCUCCAGUGCCCUUAACCCCUAGCGCAUCGCCUAUGCCUGUGCCUUCACCAUCUAGUCAGACUUUGCAGGGCCGUCCACCUCGCUGGUCCGGAGUUAUCCGUGACGCUAUUUUGGAUGGACAGUGGGAUGCAGCGGCACAAUUAACUUGUCCGCGAAGGAAUCCGCGCCUCAUUUGCCUCACCGGCAAGAGAGCCGGGGCCGCCCUGCGACAUACACUCACUCCCAAUAAAAGACAAAGACGCAGAAGCACGUGUUGUUCCCAGUGCCCAUCUCUCCAGACGGUUCGCCCUUCACGCCCACACCCCACACUGUGCCACGCAAGAGCCGGUGCUCGCAGCACCCGGUGUGGACGUGCCACCAUUAAAUCCUUCUCGUGGUCCCUCUGCAGGCGUGAGCUGCAGAGCCACUGUGAGUGGCAUCAAAUGAGUGGCGGCGAAGGAAUCCGCGCCUCAUUUGCCUCACCGGCAAGAGAGCCGGGGCCGCCCUGCGACAUACACUCACUCCCAAUAAAAGACAAAGACGCAGAAGCACGUGUUGUUCCCAGUGCCCAUCUCUCCAGACGGUUCGCCCUUCACGCCCACACCCCACACUGUGCCACGCGAGAGCCGGUGCUCGCAGCACCCGGUGUGGACGUGCCACCAUUAAAUCCUUCUCGUGGUCCCUCUGCAGGCGCGAUGGAUAGUGGUCAGCAUGGAUUUCUGAGGGGAAUAUUGAACUUAACCAACCAGAUUGCUUUCUACAGUGAGAUCCUUGGCUUCGUGCGUGCUGGAGAGUUAGUGAAUAUUGUUGACCUCAUCUUUAGACGCAUAUUGUUGUGCUUUUCUUACAGGUGGUAUCAUGGAAAGCUUGACAGAACAAUUGCAGAAGAACGUCUUCGACAGGCAGGAAAACCUGGAAGUUACCUUAUUCGAGAAAGUGAUCGGAGACCAGGUUCAUUUGUGCUUUCCUUUCUUAGUAAAACAAAUGUCAAUCACUUCAGAAUUAUCGCCAUGUGUGGAGACUAUUACAUUGGUGGACGUCGCUUUGCUUCACUCUCAGACCUAAUUGGUUAUUACAGUCAUGUGUCCUGUUUAUUGAAGGGGGAAAAGUUAUUAUUUCCAGUAGCACCUCCAGAGCCUGUGGAGGACAGGAGGAGAGUUAGAGCAAUUCUGCCUUACACCAAAGUGCCAGAAACAGAUGAAAUAAGUUUCCUUAAAGGAGACAUGUUUAUUGUCCAUAAUGAAUUAGAAGAUGGCUGGAUGUGGGUUACAAACCUUCGGACAGAUGAACAAGGUCUUAUUGUGGAAGAUUUGGUAGAGGAAGUGGGAAGAGAAGAAGAUCCACAUGAAGGCAAAAUAUGGUUCCAUGGGAAGAUCUCCAAACAAGAGGCUUACAAUUUGCUGAUGACAGUUGGCCAGGUGUGCAGUUUUCUUGUGAGGCCUUCAGAUAAUACACCCGGUGAUUAUUCACUUUAUUUUCGGACCAGUGAAAAUAUUCAACGAUUUAAAAUAUGUCCAACAGCAAACAAUCAGUUUAUGAUGGGAGGCAGAUAUUAUAACAGUAUUGCUGACAUCAUUGACCACUAUAGAAAAGAACAAAUUGUUGAAGGAUAUUACCUUAAAGAUCCUGUUCCAAUGCAGCACCAAGAGCAAGUGUUUAAUGAUACACUGGAUGGAAAAGAAAUCUACAAUACAAUUCGUCGCUAAACUAAGGAUGCUUUUUAUAAAAAUAUUGUCAAAAAAGGCUAUCUUUUGAAAAAAAGUAAAGGAAAAAGAUGGAAAAACUUGUACUUUAUAUUAGAGGGAAAUGAUGCCCAGCUUAUUUAUUUUGAAAGUGAAAAGCGAGCCACAAAACCCAAAGGACUAAUAGACCUUAGUGUGUGUUCUGUCUAUGGAGUACAUGACAGCUUGUUUGGCAGGCCAAACUGUUUUCAGAUAGUAGUUCAGCACUUUAGUGAAGAGCAUUACAUCUUUUACUUUGCAGGCGAAACUCCAGAACAAGCACAGGACUGGAUGAAAGCUCUGCAGAUGUUUUGCAGUUUAAGAAAAACCAGUCCAGGAACAUCAAACAAACGUCUACGCCAGGUCAGCAGUCUUAUUUUGCAUGUGGAAGAAGCUCAUACGCUCCCAGUAAAGCAUUUUACUAAUCCAUACUGUAACAUCUACCUGAACAGUGUUCAGGUAGCAAAAACACAUAUCAGGGAAGGGCAGAACCCUGUGUGGUCAGAAGAAUUUGUUUUUGAUGAUCUUUCAUCUGAUAUUAAUAGAUUUGAGAUAAGUCUUAGUAACAAAACAAAGAAAAGUAAAGAUCCAGAUAUAUUAUUUAUGCGCUGCCAAUUAAGCCGAUUACAAAAAGGACAUGCAACAGAUGAGUGGUUUCAACUCAGUUCCCAUGUACCAUUAAAGGGUAUUGAGCCAGGAUCUCUGCGUGUUCGAGCACGAUAUUCUAUGGAGAAGAUCAUGCCAGAAGAGGAAUACAGUGAGUUUAAAGAGCUUGUACUCCAGAAAGAACUUCAUGUAGUCUAUGCCUUAUCACAUGUUUGCGGACAGGACAGAACACUGUUGGCUGGCAUUUUACUGAAGAUUUUUCUUCAUGAAAAGCUUGAGUCCUUGUUGUUACGAACACUAAAUGACAGGGAAAUAAGCAUGGAAGAUGAAGCUACUACUUUGUUUCGUGCUACCACUUUAGCAAGUACACUUAUGGAGCAGUAUAUGAAAGCCACAGCAACACGUUUUGUUCACCAUGCACUGAAAGACUCUAUAUUAAAGAUAAUGGAGAGCAAGCAGUCCUGUGAGUUGAAUCCUUCAAAACUAGAAAAGAAUGAAGAUGUAAACACUAAUUUGGCACAUCUACUCAGUAUACUUUCAGAGCUGGUGGAGAAAAUAUUCAUGGCCGCAGAAAUACUGCCUCCGACAUUGAGGUAUAUUUAUGGGUGCUUGCAGAAGUCUGUUCAAAACAAGUGGCCUGCUAAUACAACCAUGAGAACCAGAGUUGUUAGUGGCUUUGUUUUUCUCCGACUGAUUUGUCCCGCUAUCCUGAACCCAAGGAUGUUUAAUAUCAUCUCAGAUUCUCCUUCCCCCACUGCUGCAAGAACACUGACGCUGGUCGCCAAGUCUGUGCAGAACUUAGCAAAUCUGGUGGAAUUUGGAGCUAAGGAGCCAUAUAUGGAAGGGGUAAAUCCAUUCAUCAAGAGCAACAAACACCGCAUGAUCAUGUUCUUAGAUGAACUUGGGAAUGUCCCUGAGCUUCCAGACACUACAGAGCACUCUCGAACUGACUUAUCUCGUGAUCUGGCAGCCCUGCAUGAGAUCUGCGUGGCACACUCAGAUGAACUUCGGACACUCAGUAAUGAGAGAGGUGUAAUGCAGCACGUUCUUAAGAAACUGUUGGCUAUUACAGAACUGCUUCAACAAAAACAAAAUCAGUAUUCAGUGUCUAAUAACAUCAGGUAGCAGCCCUCUACCUGAAUUCUGCAUGGAUCCAGCAUGCCCAACAUGGCAACUCACACCAGUAUCACUUUUUUCUUGCUCUUGCCAAAAAUAGCACACCCUGUCACAUUCCCAGUGAUGUGUGAACUAUGCAAAAAGAAAACAAAGAUUCUGUUGGUGAAUGAUUGUACCAGCAGCUUUUUAAGCUAUCUGUGCAGGACGUUUGCACUUUUUUUCCACUUGGAAACAGUUUUCACAACCUCUGAGCCUUGGUGUACAGUUCACCUUCUGCAAAGAAAAUGCUGUGACUGUGUCUUGAACUUUGAAAAUUACUUUCAACACCUCUAAUUGCCAAAGUUUUGCUGUCUUGUUGGAAAAAAUAUCAACUGACAAGGAAAGAAAUGUUUUGUCUUGAUGGCUACAUAUAACUGGAUAACACUUCUUACUGUAAUUUCUGACUGGUUACAAUAAUUAUGACUUCUGACUGUUUCAACCACUUAAACUUAUAUUUACAGUUUCCAGAAUUUGAUGUUAUGGUAGAAACAAUCUUUACUGUACACUUUUAUACCAUGCUGUUUCUCUUGCUGGAAUCAUGUUGAAAGAGAAUAUGCAGAAUGGAUCUCAUCAGCUUUAUUUUUUGAUGUGCCACUGAUUCAGUCUGAAAUAGUUCUUCCAUCAAGGACUGUAUAUCCAGAUAAAUCACAUGCUUUUGUAAAGUGUUUACAACAGUAAAUAAUUUGAAUUCAGUAAAUUUAUUGAUCACUGUAUCAGACAUGCAUGCAUUCAUUAAACCAUUUUAUAAAAUA